AUGUAUAAUCAAUAUGAAGAUAAUGAAUAUAAUGAAAUCAAUGAAAACAACGUAUGUUGUUAUGAACUUAAUAAUGAAUCUGUUCAAGUACAGGGAAGGUUCCAAAGACAAUCCAUUGAGCGACAAUCCAAAAUAGCUAAAGAAGUUGAAACAAAAAAACUUAAGGAAGCCGAAUUAAGAAAAAAUAUUGCUGUUGAAGAAACAGAAAUAAAAUCAUUAGAUAAGAGAUCUACUUUGAAGAAAGUGAAAGAACCAGGAAAUAAUCGAUCAUUUGAGCAACCCGAUUUGGUAAAGAAUUAUGUAGUUGUUCGUCCUGUACAUUUUAAGAGAAUCAAUGAGCAUGUAGAAAAUGAUACAAAUAUAGAACGAGAAUUGAUUGAAAGUAGAAAAGCGCCUACAAAUGAUGAUUUUGAAACAUUUAAUCUAAGAGAACGCGGAAAUAAGGAAUUGUAUGGGAUCUGA
This is a messenger RNA of Macrosiphum euphorbiae (potato aphid), 462 nucleotides long. The record is from the annotation of a GenBank genome assembly. NCBI's taxonomy places the organism in Eukaryota, Metazoa, Arthropoda, Insecta, Hemiptera, Aphididae.